Molecule: messenger RNA, 2463 nt
Organism: Xiphias gladius (swordfish)
Lineage: Eukaryota; Metazoa; Chordata; Actinopteri; Istiophoriformes; Xiphiidae
Gene: pdzrn4
Product: PDZ domain containing ring finger 4
Exons: 9
Coding region: 1-2463 (820 amino acids)
Molecular function (GO): protein binding
Source: RefSeq, a predicted model, not a curated record
AUGGGCUGCAAUUUGUGCACCUUGCAGAAACGGGAGGAACACUACAAACUGCUGUAUGAGAUUGCACAGGUGAACGGGCGCGACUUCUCCAAGGUCGACCAUGACGAGGCAGUGGUGGAGGCCAUCAGGCGUGAUCCUAUUGUUGUCCAGGUUCUCCGGCGAACCCCCGCCAGAGCAACGGCGGCUGUUGCACAUGACCACAGCGGCACGCCACAAGAUGUGUGUGUCGUCGACGUUUGCACGCAAACAGACAUCACCUUUGAGCACAUCAUGGCACUGGCCAAGCUUCGGCCCGCUACCCCCCCUGUCCCUGAUAUCUGUCCCUUCCUUUUGUCUGACAGCUGUCAUUCCAUCCAUACAAUGGAACAUGAGUUCUAUGAAUGUCCAGAGUACCUGUCUAACACCCCAGCAGAGGUGGAGAGGACUGAAGAGUAUGAAUAUGAGGAGGUGGAACUGUGUAGGCAGAACAGCCAGGAGAAGCUUGGCCUGACACUGUGCUACAGGACCGACGAUGAUGAGGACACUAGCAUCUAUGUCAGCCAGGUGGAGCCAAACAGUAUAGCAGCGAGAGAUGGGCGCAUCAAGGAAGGAGAUCGUAUUCUUCAGAUAAAUGGCUGUGAGGUGCAAGACAGACAGAAAGCCGUAACCUUGUUGUCAAGUGAAGAAGCAAGGAACAUCAUACUACUGGUGACAAGACCAGAAAUCCAGCUGGCAGAGGAAGUAUGGCUGGAUGACGAGCAACAGGAGCUUGUGGAAGAGCUGAAGAUGGAGAUCCUGGAGGAGAGGAGGAAGCAGAAGGAACAUAACUUUCACAGAGGAGAUGAGCAUCAAAAUGAAGAAGACAUGACGACCGACACAGCUACUUGUUCCUCCAAUAAUCAAGACAGUGGCUUUGGGCGGAGUACAGACAGUCCGGAGCACCAACCCCUACUGGCCAGACUUCACAGGAGGAGCCCGGCCCAUUGUUUGAGGGACCGAUGGCGGGCAGAGCAUCCACAUACAAGACGAGGGACUGUAGUGCCACAGGACACCCAGAGUCAAAGGACACUGUGCAAAGGCCAAGGCCAUGAAGGGAUAGUCAGUAUUUGCAAUGGUGGAGGUGGGAUCCUAGGUUUAGAUAAUCACUUCCAGCAACUUCUGGAGCUCAAGUGUCAAAUCCGGAAUGGAGGCGAGUGUGGGGUAUACUCUAUUCGACACAGUAUAGAGUGUAGCCUCACUGAACAGGGAGGAGGGCAUGGAGAUGGUGUGGAUAGUGUAGGAGGAGGGGGAGGGGUGGAGCAAGAGUUGAGGAUGCUAAAUGAGGAACUGCGCAGCAUUGAGCUGGAGUGUCAGAACAUCAUGCAAGCACAUCAGCUCCGCCAGACUCACCAGCUGGACCCCUCACAGUCUGCAUCCUGCUCACCAGGACGGAGCCCCAAAGACGGACACAAGCGGCAAGGCAGGCUGGCCGACAUCCACGAACACCCAGAGAGGUUGGACAAUGAUAAGAUCAGAGAGAAGGACAGCUCCAGUGCCUACAACACAGCGGAGAGUGCACGGUCAACACCGUUAGGUAUGGAGAGAUCUCCUGACCACUCUCUGCAGAGACACAUCAGCAUCACCAACCAGAAAAACCUCAGAGUGGCGUCUUCCACACCCUCCAGCCCCAUCCCUAUCCCCAAGCCCCAGAGUACACCCAGUCGUAGCAGACCAGCAGACCCAGGCCCCAUUAUCUCUAGCAGCCCAGACCAGAGCAACCCUUCCAGGUCUGAGUCAGACCCUGCCUUACCUGCAGAUGAUGAGAGGUGUGAGAAGAAAGGCAGGACCAGAGAUUCAAGGAGUGGGCUUGACUACGGGUGUUCAUAUCAAACAACCCCUUAUCAAGGCCAAGCGGGAUCAAGGCAACUCCAGAGCUACAUGCAUCUGCUACAACAGCACUCAUCCCUGGAGUAUUCCCAGAGCCAGCUGAGUCUGCUCAGCGUCUGUCGAGAUCCUGUGCACAGGAACGGACGCCCUGGGGAACCCCGUCUAGAGUGGAAGGUCAAAGUCCGCGCUGACGGCACACGCUACGUGGCCCGGAGGCCUGCUCGUGAUCGCAUCCUGAGGGAGCGGGCGCUAAGGAUCCGAGAGGAGAGGAGUGGGGGUAUGACCACAGAUGAUGAUGCCAUGAGUGAGAUGAAGAUGGGCCGCUACUGGAGCAAAGAGGAGAGGAAGCAGCACUUGGCACGGGCCAGGGAGCAGAAGAAGAGGAGGGAGUUCAUGCAAAAGAGCCGCCUGGAGUGUCUAAAGGAGGGACCAGCCAGUGGAGCUGAGGGCAGGAAGGAGAUCAAUAUCUUAGAGCUCAGUCACAAAAAGAUGAUGAAGAAACGAAACAAAAAGAUCCUUGACAACUGGAUGACCAUCCAGGAGUUGAUGAGCCAUGGGGCCAGAGUUCCUGAGGGUUCUAAAGUACACAACGCCUUCCUUUCUGUCACAACUGUCUAA